AUGCAGGAGCAGAAGAAGGCCCUGCAGGAGGAGGAGGAGCGGGACCAGGCGCUGCAGGCCAAGGCCAGCCUGACCAUCCCGCUGCUGCCCGAGACCGAGCAUGACCGCAAGCUGGCUGGGCUGCUCAAGUUCCAAACGCUGGACUCCUAUGAGGACAAGCAGAAGCUGAAGCGCUCGGAGAUCAACAGCCGCUCCUGGUUCGCGCCAGCAGCGGCCACAGGCCCCGGUCCAGGUCCCAGCCCCGGCUGCAGCAGCAAGGCCAACAGCGUGCUCAAGAAGCUGGCCCACAGCCGCAGGCCCGCGCCCGCCGGCCCCACCAUCACCGCCCAGGACCUGGGCAUCGUGCGGCUGCCCAGGGCGUCACGGGAAGACUCUGGCGACAGCCCCCCAUCUGCAGCUGAGACCCCCAAGGCUGCCAAGCCACAGGAGCCAGCCUCGGCACCCCAAGAUUAUUCUCAGCAGCACGUGGAGACUAAGGAGCCCAAGGCCCGAGCACCCAGGGGCCAGGAGGGGAGCUGCCGGAAGCCAGCCCCCGCCCCGACCCCGGCCCUGGCCCCUUGUCCAGCACUGCCACCGCCUGGAGCCCCCCGCGAGACGGCCGACCCCACCCCACCCCCCCAAAGCCUGGGUUCCUCCCUGGUAGCUGACUACUCAGACUCCUCAGAGAGCGAGUGAGGGCGGGGCACCAAGGGACUAGGACUGCAGACCCCCGCCCCGCCUUCCUGCCUGCCACACCCCGGUGGCGUGUGCCUUGGGACACCAGUCCCCCGCGCACACACACACAC
This is a messenger RNA of Ochotona curzoniae (black-lipped pika), 785 nucleotides long. RefSeq names its product coiled-coil domain-containing protein 130-like. Bases 1 to 675 code for a protein of 224 amino acids. The transcript has 2 exons. The record is from RefSeq and is a predicted model, not a curated record. NCBI's taxonomy places the organism in Eukaryota, Metazoa, Chordata, Mammalia, Lagomorpha, Ochotonidae. Gene Ontology annotation, biological process: mRNA splicing, via spliceosome.